Spea bombifrons (plains spadefoot toad) is the source of this 2842-nucleotide messenger RNA. RefSeq names its product Sad1 and UNC84 domain containing 2 (gene SUN2). Gene Ontology annotation, molecular function: protein-membrane adaptor activity. The transcript has 18 exons. The record is from RefSeq and is a predicted model, not a curated record. Gene Ontology annotation, cellular component: nuclear envelope; meiotic nuclear membrane microtubule tethering complex. Bases 36 to 2153 code for a protein of 705 amino acids. Gene Ontology annotation, biological process: nuclear envelope organization. Lineage: Eukaryota; Metazoa; Chordata; Amphibia; Anura; Pelobatidae.
CCCAGCUGAAAAUUGUUACAACAGACAAGGAGGACAUGUCACGUCGCAGUAAGCGUUUAGGAACCACUGAGCAUGAGGAUGACCGUAUCAGCAACAGCAGUGUUGAAAGUCAUCUAUUAUACAGGGACAGUCCUGCAAGGAGCCUGAGAAGGAAGGUGACAACAGUUAAACGUUUACCUAUCCCACGGCAACCAACCGAACACUCAUACUACAGUGAGACAUCUACCUAUGUUAGCAGAGACACAGGGGAUGUGUCAGAAGCUCUCCAAGGCACAGGCUAUGAGGGAUCAUAUUGGGGAGACCGUGAUCUUGUGCGCAAACGAACAGGAUUGGAUGUCUCAUAUAACCGCUUCAACGAUAACGGAUUAUCACAAGCACAACCAAUAUAUGAUCGGUCUAACCCAUCUUCAGGAUAUUCAUCUGAGGAAGAAAAUGCAGGUCAUUCUAAGUUGGAUCAAGAAUCUACACGUGUCUCUCGCUGGAGAAAAUGGAUUAAAUACAUUGAGACGCUGCCAUGGCUUCUGCUUUCAUAUCCAGGGCGUGUAUUUGGUAUUCUGUAUUGGUGGUUAGGUACAACGUGGUAUCGUCUUACCACCUCUGCCUCUCUCCUUGAUGUCUUCAUUUUAACCAGGCAUUAUGCUCUUCUAAAGAAGGUGCUGAUGAUCCUUCUAAUUCUGCUUUUAGCAACAAUGGUUGCCACAGGAUUAUGGCAUUUUUAUCCAUAUGGGCUUCAGGGCUUGAUUCCCCUACCCAUUGCUCCAUUUUCUUGGAAACAAAAACCUUUUACAACUGAUGCUGUGGCAAAGGAAAACUCAGGGCGUGAAACACAACCACUCUUCUCCGAGCUGGAUUUGAUCUCCCGUAUUGAAUCGCUUGAAAGAAAGUUCCAAGGUCUGGAAAAUCAUCAAAAAAUGUCAAGUCACCGGGAAGCAGGUGUUGCAACAGCAUCUGGAUUUAGCAAAGAUGAGAUUAUUCAAUCAUUUAAAGAUCUAUCAAGCUACAGAGAGGCAACUCUGAAAGAAGAAAUUUUACAUGAAGGAGCAACCAUGACAGAGAAUAAUGUAAGAAAACUAAGAGAGGAGCAGCAGGGGAACAUACAGGGGAUUCUUCAAAAGAUGGAUGAAAUGUCCAAGGAAGUGGAUUAUCAGAUCCUACAGCUGAGGACAGAAUUGAAAAGCCCUUCUCAAGAGGACUCGAGAGAAAACUUUUUGCAUGAAUUAUUAGCACUGGAGGAAAAGCUGCUGGACAUUCAAGAUCAGAUAUUGGCUAUGAGAAACACCCAAGAUAAGAUGGCCCAGCAAGUGGAUGCUGUACCAGCAAACAUUCAGGACGUUAAGGAUGAGGUGCAAUUGCUCUUUCCCAGAUGGCUCAUGGCUCAUACAGAUCCUAAACUCGGUGAAGCUGCAUCCCUUUCCAAACAUUUCCUGCAUCGAAAUGAGCUGGAGAAAUAUUUACUGGACCUGGAGAGAAAAAUCAUGGCUGAGCUGUCUGCAGACAGAAAGCAAUGGGCGAAACAGGCACACAAUACUAUAGACAGAGAGCUGCAGGCAGGAGGUAUAUCUGGAGUAUCCAGAGAGGAAGUCCAUGAAAUUGUGAAUAAUGCUCUCCAGAGGUAUAGUGAAGAUCGAAUUGGGAUGGUUGAUUAUGCCCUGGAAUCAUCUGGAGCCAGCGUUAUUAGCACAAGAUGCUCCGAGACUUACGAGACAAAGACUGCCCUUUUCAGUCUAUUUGGUGUUCCCCUUUGGUACCAUUCCCAAUCACCUCGUGUUAUCCUUCAGCCAGAUUCAAAUCCAGGAAACUGUUGGGCUUUUCGAGGGUCCCAGGGUUAUGCUGUAAUUCAUCUGUCCUCCCGUAUUCGGCCAACAGCUGUUACCUUGGAUCACAUCCCUCGGUCGUUGUCUCCAAAGGCCACAAUUUCAAGUGCCCCCAAAGACUUUUCUGUCUAUGGCCUUCAAGAAGAGACACAGGAAGAAGGGGUUCUUCUGGGAAAUUUUACCUAUAAUCAGAAUGGAGAGCCUAUUCAGACAUUUCCCAUCCAGGGAGACAAUAUGUCUAUCUACGAACUGGUGGAGCUGAGAAUAAAGAGCAACUGGGGUCAUCCAGAAUACACGUGUGUCUACCGUUUCAGAGUGCACGGAGAAGCGGAAAUGUAGGAGUGUCUUACAAGAUCAUUUCAAAGAGUCCUAAAGACAAGAUGUGUUGUACUCACCAAUAAUAACUACUGACUUUCAGGAGACGUGGUAUUGUUCUGCAAGUAAAACAAGCCCCUUCAAUGGGCAUCAGAAAAUAAGGUUGAAGGAUCAGAGGCAGGCCCUCUCUGAGUUUUAUAUGGAAUAUAAUUUUGGAAUUGGAAAAUAAGAAUUCCCCUGUAAAAUAUUUAAUCUGGACAAGCAUUUGAAAACUGGAUUCAAGCAGACUUGAUGUGUAUAUGUGAUUGUAUGUCUGCUAUGAAUGAAAUGUGGAUCUUGAUAAUUUUGCAGUUAAUCAGAUUAUAUGAUUAAUCAGGCCUUCAUAGUUAGUGUUUGUUAAUUUAGUGUUCAAUCUUAAUCACAAACAUACCAACAAGAAAGUAAAACGUUCACUGUUUUGAGUUCCUUGAUAAUCUGAGUUAAGGUUGCUAGGUCAAUCUGUUUAUGAGGUUCUGAACUUGUUUUAUUCAGUGUUGUCUUGUUUUAAUAGCAGUCGCGCCAAAGACAGGCUUCUCUUCGGCCCUUAAAGCUUAGGGGCCUUAAUCAAAAAAAGUCAGCCUGACAUUGGCACAAUUAUUGUGUAGUAAUACAUACGCAAUGUGGCCCUCAACUAAUUCUCCCCAUACACAUUUGCCUCUUUCCCUGCCUCCCAU